This is a messenger RNA of Folsomia candida, 1081 nucleotides long. RefSeq names its product coatomer subunit epsilon (gene epsilonCOP). NCBI's taxonomy places the organism in Eukaryota, Metazoa, Arthropoda, Collembola, Entomobryomorpha, Isotomidae. Bases 49 to 945 code for a protein of 298 amino acids. The record is from RefSeq and is a predicted model, not a curated record. Gene Ontology annotation, molecular function: structural molecule activity; protein binding. Gene Ontology annotation, cellular component: COPI vesicle coat. The transcript is spliced from 8 exons. Gene Ontology annotation, biological process: retrograde vesicle-mediated transport, Golgi to endoplasmic reticulum; intra-Golgi vesicle-mediated transport; endoplasmic reticulum to Golgi vesicle-mediated transport.
AUUUGAACUCGAUUCAAUAAGCAAAUUGAGCAACAUUCCGAGGGUAAGAUGGCUCAAUCUGAUGUGGAUGUCCUGAUUGACGUCAAGAAUUACUACUUUAUUGGAAACUAUCAGCAGUGCAUUAACGAAGCUCAAAAAUUGAAGGGAUUGGGUCCGGAUGUGGGGGCAGUUCGGGACGUCUUCAUGUAUCGGGCGUACAUUGCCUUCCGAAAGUUUACCGUCGUGCUCGACGAAGUGACGAAUUCCUCGCCCAAAUCCAUCCAACCUAUCCGACUCUUUGCAGAGUUCAUAUCUGCUCCCUUGUCGAGAAGGGAUACUGUUGUAGAAAAACUGGAUAAAUUGGUGGCAUCUGGAUUUACUUCUGAAGAUGUCACGCUCAUCAUUGUCGCAGGAAUGAUUUAUCAUCAUGUGGGUAAUUAUGAGGGGGCAUUGAGGGCACUGAAUCAAGGAGACCAUCUGGAGUGCUCAGCUUUGACAAUUCAAACAUUGUUGGCUUAUGAUCGGCUCGAUUUGGCAAAGAAGGAACUGAAAAAUAUGCAAGAAAAGGAUGAAGAUGCGACUUUAACACAGUUGGCAGCCGCGUGGGUGUCUCUUGCAACAGGAGGAGAUAAGUAUCAAGAAGCAUUUUACAUUGUACAAGAAAUGAUUGACAAAUAUGGAAGCACCUCUCUUCUGUUAAAUAUGUUGGCUGCUUGCCAAAUAGCCCAAGGAAAAUAUGCUGAGGCAGAAUCAUCCCUUCAGGAAUCCCUCGACAAAGAUCCAAAUAGUGCUGAUGCUUUAAUAAAUCUUUUCAUGAACUCUCAUUUUGUGGGGAAACCUCCAGAAGUUGCCAACCGUUUUUUAUCCCAACUGAAGGAUGCUAACCCUGAUCAUCCAUUCGUUCAAGAUCAUUUCAAAAAAGAAGACGAAUUUGAAAGAGUUGCGAAAUUAUUUACUGCAGCAUAGGUAGCACACAACACUAACAAAAAAUGUUGUGUGCAGGGUAAAGUAUUCCCAAAAUGUAAAGAUUUAUUGAAAUGCAUGUAAUUUUGAAUUUGAAUAUAAUAAUAAUAUUGAUUUGUUCCACUCAACUCAUGUAUAA